Messenger RNA from Cryptomeria japonica (Japanese cedar), 1134 nucleotides. Its product is annotated as amino acid transporter AVT3C. The annotation marks the transcript as partial. Lineage: Eukaryota; Viridiplantae; Streptophyta; Pinopsida; Cupressales; Cupressaceae. Gene Ontology annotation, biological process: amino acid transmembrane transport. The record is from RefSeq and is a predicted model, not a curated record. Gene Ontology annotation, molecular function: amino acid transmembrane transporter activity. Gene Ontology annotation, cellular component: vacuolar membrane. The transcript is spliced from 2 exons.
AUUGUUAUUAAGAGCUUCCGCCACUGCUAUUCUCGUGAAGCCUUCAUCGUUUUCCUAUGUUUUAUACAGCGGCGGAUUAACUCAGAAUUCAUACAGAAUGGCCGCCGCUACCGAGAAAUCUCCAUUACUUCCUCAGGCUUCGAAUUAGAGCGCAACCCAAUUGGAGACUAUUUAUCCUUGCUUUCUAUCGUUGGGAGGAAGGCACGAUUUAUAUGGGCACUGCUCCCGUUGGAGCUAGUGAUGAAUGGUAUUAGAUCUCUCACCCAAUUGGCUCCCUUUAGUAUUUUUGCAGACAUUGUGAAUGUUUCUGCAAUGCUGACUGUGAUGGGUGAAGAUGUUAUGUCCAUUGUAAGGAGCGUGGGUCCUCAUGUUGAGGCCUUCACUGGCUUGGCCAACAUUCCUUAUGGAGUGGGUGUUGCUGUCUAUGCAUUUGAGGGGGUAACCAUGAUUCUGCCCCUUGAAUUGGAGAUGGAGAGGAAACAUAGAUUUGGUGGUAUCUUGGGCCUUGCAUUUGUUUUCAUAUCUUGCAUUUAUGGGGGUUUUGGAACACUUGGUUAUCUUGCUUUUGGAAGUGAGACCAAGGAUAUUGUCACUUUUAAUUUGGGGAAGAGUUUGAUAGUAGAUUUUGUUCAGCUUGCACUGUGCCUGAACCUUUUCAUCACAUUCCCACUGAUGAUGAAUCCUGUUUAUGAGGUCGUAGAAGGAAGGUUUAACAGGGGAGCAUUUUCUUUCUUCAUCAGAUCUGUGGCGGUUUUAUUCAUAACAUUGAUAGCACUUCUAGUUCCUUCUUUCACAGAUUUUUUGUCCCUGAUUGGAAGCAGCAUUGGUUCGAUUUUGGGUUUCAUAUUGCCUGCCCUCUUUCAUUUGCAUGCUUGUUCCCAUGAGUCCUCUUCUGUACAGAUCUUUGCAGACAUCGCGCUUAUUGUUUUUGGAAUUGUCUUUGGUGUUGGUGGGAGCAUUUCGUCCAUGUUUCAAAUCUGUAAAAAUUAAAUCUUUGUUAUCAAGAUUUAAAUUGUAUAAUUUCCAACCCUACUGGCCAAGGAGCUGUUAUUAAUCAAUUCUUUCACGUGUGGAACAGAGAAGUACCGCAUUGGAAAGGUUUUAUAAUCAAUGAUGAUACUGUCUUAUUGAUUA